AUGAUUUGGGCAGUGAUUUCCAUAGCAUUUUUUGGGUUUUUGCAGAUUGGUGAAAUUACUUGCUCCGGCCCUUAUAAUUCUUCAACAAACCUUUGCCGAUCAGAUGUAAGUUUUCAUAACAAAACACGUGAGGAUAACAAGGUUUUUCUGCAACUACGAAUUAAAGCGUCAAAAACUGAUCCAUUUCGAGCCUCAGCCACGAUAACCAUUGGCAGCAAUUCUGGUAUGUAUUGUCCAGUAAGGGCCCUUCAAACCUACCUUUCACGUGCGCCAACAGACUAUGCGGGACCAUUGUUUUGCUACUCAAACGGUGUUCCUUUAUCACAUAGUCAAUUUACUAAGGAACUACAAACACUUUUGGCCCAAGGUUGUCAUCACCCUGCUCAUUAUGGAGGCCACAGCUUUAGAAUCGGAGCAGCUACCACAGCUGCGUCCCAAGGUUUGCCUCAUUGGCUUAUUCAAACGCUAGGAAGAUGGUCUUCCGAUUGUUACCUCAGAUAUAUUCGCACGCCAAUCAAUGUCCUUACAGACGUUUCAAAACGAUUGAUUGCAGAGUGA
Molecule: messenger RNA, 558 nt
Organism: Paramuricea clavata
Lineage: Eukaryota; Metazoa; Cnidaria; Anthozoa; Malacalcyonacea; Plexauridae
Source: the annotation of a GenBank genome assembly